AUGAUGAUGACGUGCCGUCUGCUGAGCGCCCUGUUGGUGCUUGCCCUGUGCUGCUGCCCGUCCGUCUGUGCUGCGGCACCUGAAUCGCCUGAAGCUUCUUCCAGUACAACCACGACGACUAAAACUCAGCCUCCAAAUGAGGAUGCGGGUUUGUCAAGGCCGUUAAAUACGAGGCCUGUUGUGGGGGAGGGAACAGUUGGCGGCAAUGAACCAGCUCCGACCGGUCCGGGACAAAAAUCAGCUGAUGUGACCGUUAUCUUACUGGAAGAAGGUACGGACGAUACGACAGGGACACAAAGUGACACUAGUAUAUCUGAGGAACAAGCAGAUAAGAACUCCGAAGCUUCUGCCGAGACGACCACGACGACGACCACUACGACAAAGUCACCAACCACGAUCACAACCACUGCGCCAGAGCCACCAACUACUACGACUACAGGGGCGCCAACCACGAAGACCACCCGCACACCGUCACGUCUUCGCGAAAUCGACGACAGCCUCAGCAGCUCUGCGUGGGUGUGUGCCCCGCUGCUGCUUGCCGUAUCCGCGCUGGCGUGCACCGCUGUGGGCUGA
Messenger RNA from Trypanosoma cruzi, 573 nucleotides. Its product is annotated as mucin TcMUCII, putative. The record is from RefSeq and is a predicted model, not a curated record. The coding region runs from base 1 to 573 and encodes 190 amino acids. The transcript has a single exon. Lineage: Eukaryota; Euglenozoa; Kinetoplastea; Trypanosomatida; Trypanosomatidae.